AUGAAAUCAGCCUUAGCUUAUUUGCUUGCGUUGGUAGGCUCAAGUACCAAGCUCGAAGAGCCGAUCGGAACACCAGGACUUCUCUUGACCGACGAAUAUACGAAGCUAGUUGCUAACCACUCUGCAUCGUUUCACCCAAAUUUCAGCAAAAAUACCGUUCAAGGGCUACGAGCCAACGUCGCACUGGUCACACCCGAUGUUGAUAGUUUCUUCAGUGGAUUUUCUGGCCUUGGAAGUGCUCAAUUUGCCCAGGCAUUGGCUUUUCCUGGAGGAGGAAUAAGAGCCCAGUUCCUCGAUCGACUCAUCAUCGUGGAGGGAAACACCGCCGCUAUUCUAAGCGCCAGCAGGAUCACCACAAACACCUCGCAGCUUAUUACUCAGACAACGCUGGCAGAAACUAUGAUUUUCGACAAGGAUGCCCUCCUGAGCCGCAUCGUCAGUAUAGGUGAAGCCGGACUCUCAACAGCGCAACAAACCGGCGAGGUUAAAUUACCGUCCGUCGAGCCGAUUACACUGAAUCCCAUUGCGAAUACAUCUGCCGGAUUUACCUUCAAAAUCAAAGAGAAGGCUGCGCAAUUCAACAUCAACUUCAACAAGAAGAACUCAUCGGCUAAUGGACUCCUUGCCACGGAAGACGUCACUGUUGUUUCCGAUGGCCGCAACUCGACCGGCCGUGCAGCUCUUGUUAACUUAUUCACUCGUUACAGCACUUCGGUGCCAGAUCUCAUUCAGCAUGAUGAGUUCGUCCUCGGCCAAGGGAACUGGGUAGCCACCGAAUAUAUCUUCCAGGGAACGCGCAAUGGCACGUUUACUAUGCUUAACGGCACGAAAGUACCACCUAAUGGCGCACAGUACCGCAUCCGAGGCAUGCGAUUUAUGAGAUUCAACGACGCUGGUUUAGUUGACUUGUUCUGGCAGGCAGCUGAUAAUGAUGCCUUUGUCAGCCCGAUAUAUUUGGUGAAUUCAAUUCCCACUCAGCCAUAG
Molecule: messenger RNA, 984 nt
Organism: Trichoderma asperellum CBS 433.97
Lineage: Eukaryota; Fungi; Ascomycota; Sordariomycetes; Hypocreales; Hypocreaceae
Biological process (GO): polyketide metabolic process
Source: RefSeq, a predicted model, not a curated record